CGUGCGGGCUGCAUGUUGCCCCUGCAGCUAGACGGAACCAACAUCCAGCAUCUUAUCUCGACUCCUAUGAGCGGCCGACCCGUACGAGGCUCCCAGGCUGAGGCUGCACCGGACAGCUGCACCCGAGUCGCGAGCCAGGGGUUGCGCCACAAGCAAUCUCUCGAAUUGUUGCACGGCAGGCGGCCUUGGUGGAUGGCGGUCCCCGCAUACAUGAUCCUCGAUCGAUACAAGAUGAGCACGCGACUGAAUAUAAAGGACUGGCGGCCCGCCAAGGCACAGCUGUGUGACCUCUUCUGUCCUCAAGCUCGCUCUGCGUCACCUCCAGAGUAGCCGACCUAAACCAGUACGCUCGCUUGUUACUGUUUUGAUAUUCAUUCUUUAUCAAUCAUGAAGACCUCGACUUCUGCCCUCGGCAUGGCGGCCAGCCUGCUCGUCUCUACGAGCCGUGCCGCCGUCUGCAAGCCUCUCGUCAAGGACGCUCUGGUCGGAUCGAUCCACCUUGAGGAUCUCAUGGCCUGUUCUCAGGAUCUUCAGGAUAUUGCCUACUCGACCGAGCUUCGUAACCGUGUCGUCGGCACUGACGGCCACAAGAAGACUGUCCAGUACAUCACCGAGACCCUCCAGUCUCUUGGUGACUACUACACUCUCGAGUACCAGGAAGUCCGCACCCCGGCCACCAUCUCGUCGACUAGCAACUUGUCGGUCAACGGCGCCGAGGUUGAGGCCAACAUCCUCGAGUUCUCCAACAACGGCACAUGGACCGAUGUCCCUGUCGUCGUCGUUGCAGAGCUCGGCUGUGUUGCCGAGAACUACCCCGACCUCACCGGCAGCGUUGCCUUGAUUGCCCGUGGCGAAUGCACAUUCGCCCUCAAGGGCGAGCUCGCUGGCCAGGCUGGUGCUGUUGCUGCCCUCGUUUACAACAACGCCGCGGUGGGCAAGACUGGUGGCACACUUGGUGGGCCUAACGAGCUCAUCACUGUUGGCGGUAUCUCUCGCGCAGAUGGCCUUCGCCUUGCCGAGGCUAUCAGCAAUGGCGAGGCGGUCGUUAGCUCAGGCAGUUUCGGUUCCUUCGUCACCGACACGGUUAGCCAGAACGUCAUUGCCACGUCCAAGUACGGUGACCCCGACAACGUCCUGUUCCUUGGCGCCCACAGCGACUCUGUCGCCGCGGGUCCGGGCAUCAACGAUAACGGCUCUGGCUCUUGCGGCCUUCUGACCGUUGCCAAGGCUCUUUCGAACUGGCGCACCAACAACCAGGUCAAGUUCGCCUGGUGGGCCGCCGAGGAGGAGGGCCUCAUUGGUGCUGAGACCUUUGUGAACGUGACUGCCAAGGAGCAGCUCGACAAGAUCCGCCUUUACCUCAACUUUGACAUGAUUGCCUCGCCCAACUAUGUCCUGUCGAUCUACGACGGCGACGGAAGCGCUUUCAAUGUUUCUGGUCCUGCUGGCUCUGCUGAGGCCGAGAAGCUCUUCGAGGAUUACUACACUGCCAACAACAUCCCUUUCACCUCGUCCGAGUUCGACGGCCGCAGUGACUACGGCCCGUUCCUCGACGCCGGCAUUCCCUGCGGUGGUCUCGACACUGGUGCUGACGGUGUCAAGACCGAGGAGGAGGUUGCCAUCUUCGGUGGUGUCGCCAACCAGUGGUACGACCCCAACUACCACUCGGCCAAGGACACCGUUGACAACCUUGCCCCUGAGGCCUACAUCACCACUGGUAAAGCCAUUGCGCAUGCAGUCGCUUCGUACGGCCGCAGCUGGGCCGGCUUCCCUGAGCGUGAGCCGGUUGCUGUCACUCCUCGCGAUGUGCACGCCACUGUUGGUCACCACGGCCACAGCCUGCCUUUCUAAGCAGGCUCCUAGCUUAGAUUAGGCGGCUCAGCAGUCCUACUGGGAAAGGAACUGCGGCUACCAUACCGUAAUGACUAAUAUCAUAAUGAUACUUAUCCGUAAC
This is a messenger RNA of Microdochium trichocladiopsis, 1954 nucleotides long. RefSeq lists its product as uncharacterized. Gene Ontology annotation, molecular function: metalloexopeptidase activity; aminopeptidase activity. NCBI's taxonomy places the organism in Eukaryota, Fungi, Ascomycota, Sordariomycetes, Xylariales, Microdochiaceae. The transcript has 2 exons. The record is from RefSeq and is a predicted model, not a curated record. The coding region runs from base 388 to 1851 and encodes 487 amino acids. Gene Ontology annotation, biological process: proteolysis.